Messenger RNA from Monodelphis domestica (gray short-tailed opossum), 3113 nucleotides. NCBI's taxonomy places the organism in Eukaryota, Metazoa, Chordata, Mammalia, Didelphimorphia, Didelphidae. The record is from RefSeq and is a predicted model, not a curated record.
GGGUGAUCGUACUGGGGUCUGCCCGGGGACAUAAAGAUUCCUUAGUUUUAGGGGACAAACAGAUGUCCGAUAGGAUCGAGAUGUGGUCUGAAGGUUCAUCUUUCUGACCAUCUAGAGGACGAUCAAAGGAAGAUAGUCAUCUCAGGACCCUAGAGGGGUCAUUGGGUGUUUUUAGUCUCAGAGUCAGAAAAACAACAAGGGAGUUCCCUUGACAAUAGUUCGCCUGGGUUUCUGGGGUACAGUGCCCAUGCCAUCGACUUUUCUCAGAUUUUCUGGAACAAGGUGGCAGGCAGGAUGGACAAUUUCCAGCUUUGAGGAAGGGGGAUGCUGAGGGCUUUGUUCCACCUGCUCUCUCCCUUGGGGACCAGGCCGGCUGCUCCCUCAGCGCCUGCCUAAAAGUCACUUUUCAAGGUGACCCGGUCAGGUGGUCUUCCCGGUUGUCUCUCCACAGGCACACGGCUUCAGGCCCCUUGGAGGGGGCGAGCCCACUGUUCACUGCUUUCCCCGCCCCUUCCCUGCCCUCCCCGUGUCCUCUGGGCAGCAGGAGGGCACAAGAGCUGUGCCUAGAAGGGAGAGGUGACCGAGCACCCAGGGCCGCCACGCCGGGCAGAUCACGUCCCUCCGAAUAAAACGCUGAUAGCAGGGCCCCUUCAAUAUCUCAAGUCCGCGAAAGGAAAUGUUCAUUUAGAAUCAAUUUUAGGGUGUUUCAGACGGUAAAGUCCUUUUAACUAGAUCUCUGGUGAGGGUGCAGAGGCACUUUAUGGGGCUGUAAAUUCCAGGCGGAGCGGUCUCAGUGCAGUGAACGUCGUCCCAGCACACAAGCUGUUCCUUCCAUACCAGCCGGGGCCCCUGCGAGGAAUGUUGCCCAAAUAUUCUGUAAAUCACCGGCAGGCCCGUGGUAAUGUGAAAUAUGACUUUGAGUCGUCUGUUAGACACAAGAGGAGCACCCGCCUCGCGCCCAUCACCACUAACAUUGGUUAUGGGUAAUAACACUUUCCAUCACAACUAUUUUUGGAAAACGGGUUUAUUUUAGACCUUCCCUCCCCCAAAGGAUACACUGAAAAUACUCUGCCAAGGACACAGCCUCCUACAAACCACAGCCCAUUAAGCCAAUGAGGAAACAGGAACUUUUCCCCUAGUCCUGCCCCUGGAUGAGCUUCUUCAGAGGGAAAAAGGAAAAAGAGGGGACGGGGAUGGCCAGCAAACUAUAUAAGGCCGCACACAUACAUGCAUGUAAGGCACGUGCUUGGUACCCCUUCUCCCACUCUGGGCAUGUUCCUUGCUGAAGGAACCCAUCGUGGGGGGACCCGGGCCUCCAUCUCUUGGUCGCUAGUGCCAGCAGAGACCCUGAGGGUCGGGUAGGCCGGUGACCCCACAGCAUGAAUGGGGCAGCCCUCUGGAGGCCUCAGUGAUGGUAGGAGGACCUUCCAGGGCCCUUGGGUGCCAGGUGGCCUCCGUCCGGCUGACUCACGGGCUUGCCUUCCUUUGGCCACAGGUUUGCUACAGGCCUCAGACUCAUGACCUCUAUCAAGGAGCAGGCGGCCAUCAGCCGGCUUUUGAGCUUUCUCCAAGAGUGGGACAAAGCUGGCAGUGUGGGCAGAAAAAACAUACUGGAGAGGUUCAUCAAACUCAACUCGGGCAAGACGGGCCCAGAACUGGAGCAGGAGUUCUCCCAGGGAGCCAGCUUGUUCCUGAUGCGGCUGACCACGUGGCUGCGGCUCACCUACAUGAAUGGGACAUGCUUAGAAAAGCUGCUGAAGUCCAUCGGCAUCUUCCUCUCCGCUGUAAGCUGUAAUCGGUACCUCGUGGAGUUUCUGGAGGUUGGAGGAGCCUUAACCCUCUUGGAAAUCCUGGGUUUGGAGCAAAUAAAUGAUGUGGAAAAAAAAGAAGCCAUUCUGCUGCUCAAAAUGAUCGUCAGCUGUGGACGGAAAUACAAGGAACUCAUCUGUGAGAGCUACGGCGUGCGGUCCAUUGCAGAAUUUAUGGCAAAGUCCAAGAGUGAAGAGGCCCUGGAGGAGGUGCAGUCCCUGCUGGACUCUUUAGUCCACGGGAACCCCAAGUACCAGCACCAGGUGUAUAAAGGCCUGAUUGCCCUGAUGCCUUGUAACUCCCCCAAAGCCCAGCAGCUGGCACUUCAGACACUCAGGGUAGCCCAGUCCAUCGUGGGGCAGGUGCACCCUACUAUAGUGGAGUUCCUCCUGGGGACGCUGCGCACCAUGCACCUGGAAGUCCAGUAUGAAGCCAUAGAGCUGAUCAAAGACCUCAUCAACACUGAAAUUCGGACUAAUCUGCUUCAAGGCCUUGUGGACCUGCUGAAACCAUCUGCUAAAGAUAUCAGCAAAUUUCAGCCCAAGAUCUUAGAAGACCCAUCAGUAUUCCAGGUCUCUGCCCACCUCCCUGUGUUUUUGCAGCAAGCUGCUGCUGCUAAGGCCAUUGGGAUCUUAGCUCGAGGAUCCAUGGCCAUAGCAGAAGAACUGUUGCACAUGCGGGUGAUCAAUAACCUGAUAUACGCCAUGGGCAACCAGGACCACAGCAAUGGGCAACGCCUGGCCAGCCUCACUUUGGAGUAUUUUGUCCAGACAUUUCCUGUUGUGGAAGAGCAUGUGCACAAGGCCCUGGGGGAUACUCUGUUCAAUCUUUUCAUGAGCAAUGCGGAGGAAUUGUACAUAAAUAUGGAUAGCAUCCAAGCUGAUAUCCUGGUCUCCAACAAGAUCGACAUCUCCAAUGCUUUAGGUGUCAUCACUUCCAAAUUCUCCCUGAGUAUGUGGAAUGAGUGGGAAGACUUCAAGUCUGACGAUGAAAUUGAUGAGGAAGGGGAGACAGCUAAGAAGGAUGUACCCCAGGUGUAGUUCCAUCCCUCUUCCCUACCUCUGACCUUGAAUCCCCCAUCCCUAACUGCUGGUGGUCCACCAAGCUUGGGAAAGGGGAGGCCAUUGAGGAUAAGGAGGUGUAGAAGCAGCUAUGGGAAUGGGGGAAAAAGAGGCCCUUGACCAUGGUGGGGGGAGAGGCUUGGCUGCCUCCCCAGCUCCACCUCCCACCUCUGUAUAUCUGAGGGGUGUAAGACUAAGACCAAUGUAUGGAGCCAAGUCUAAUAAACAGAAUGUCCUUUCUUA